Molecule: messenger RNA, 1190 nt
Organism: Poecilia latipinna (sailfin molly)
Lineage: Eukaryota; Metazoa; Chordata; Actinopteri; Cyprinodontiformes; Poeciliidae
Product: galectin-8-like
Exons: 9
Coding region: 64-1005 (313 amino acids)
Cellular component (GO): cytoplasm
Molecular function (GO): carbohydrate binding
Source: RefSeq, a predicted model, not a curated record
CGUCACACUAGGAAGUAAACAAAGAGCCGAACGUUUCUAAUUAACCGCUUGACCUGCGUCAGAAUGUCGAUUUCUAACCCAAGACAAGUGUUUUCAAACCCGUCGAUCCCAUUCGCUGGCACCAUUCUUGGUGGUUUACUGCCCGAGGAGAUGGUUCUGAUCCAGGGUUCGGUACCAUCUGGUGCUGACAGGUUCCAGGUGGAUUUUACGUGCGGCAGCAGCGUAAAGCCGCGGGCUGACGUGGCAUUUCACUUCAACCCCAGACUGAAGAAGAAGCGCAUCGUCUGCAACACGCUGGAGAAGGAGCGCUGGGGCAGCGAGGAGAUCAUGUAUCAGAUGCCUUUAAAAGUCGGAGGUGCAUUUGAACUCAUCAUCCUGGUCCUGAAGGACAAGUACAAGGUUGCGGUAAACGGAGCACACGUGUUGGAGUACAAACACCGCGUGGACCUGAACCGGGUCGACACCAUCCUCAUCUCAGGGACAGUCGAGGUUCAGGCUGUUGCUGUUCUUCCUCCUGCUUCUAGUCCCGCCUCUCCUGCUUCCAGUCUGACCAGCCUGAGUAGCUCAGACUCUGAGGCGAUUCUCUCGUUCAGAGAUCUGAAAGUUCCCUUCAGAGGACGGCUGGAGAAGGGGUUAAAGGUCGGACGCAGCAUCAUCAUCAAAGGACAGACGAGUCCGAAUGCAAACAGUUUCGGCGUUAACCUGCGCGACGCCAGCGGCCGUGACGUCGUCCUCCACCUGAACCCCCGCCUGGCCAAACGAGUCUUCGUCAGGAACUCGUUCCUGUCCGAGUGUUGGGGCGCCGAGGAGUUGGACCUGGAGGUCUUCCCCUUCGCGGCGGGGGAGUACUUCGAGAUGAUCGUCCGGUGCGACGCGCGGCACUUCAGGGUCGCCGUCAACGGAUGCCAUCAGUUCGACUACAAGCACCGAGUCCAGGACCUGAGCGCCGUCGGCCAGCUGGAGGUGGUGGGCGACGUGACGCUCAUGGACGUCCGGAUGACCUGAGAAACACUAAACACUCACCGUACAGCUGGGGUGUCCAAACUGGCUCAGGUGUUUACCACGGCGCAGACAGAAGGAGCAAAAAACUCAGAAACAUUCUGGAAACAAAACUGGGAAAUUUCUAGAAAGCCAUGGAAAUUUCCAGAGUUUCAAAAGUUGAAGAAUUUAUCAGUAAAAAACUAAAAAAA